ACCCAAUAUACUGAAAACAAAAGUCUCUCUAAACCCCAAACCUUGUCCAAACAUUAAACUUCUUCUUCCUACUUUCCACACCACAGAAACAACUACAAAAGAAACAAAGGAAGUCCAUCAAUGGAGGGCCUCAUUCCUUUGGUGUACAAGGCAAUAAAGAACAACAAAACCCGCCAGCAAUACGAGUGUCUGUCUUCUGGUUCUGCUCUUGGUUACAACCCUGCGGAUUUUCAUAAUGAAGCUGAGGUAUUCCUCAAAGCUGCAGCUUCAAACGAGAAAGGGAAUAUUGCAGGGAAAAAACUCCACAGGCGAUUCAGUUCUGUAGAAGAUUUCACGGUGACCCAUGUUUCUCCUCCUCGGAAGCAGCUUGUGAGGUUCAGGAGCCAUAGAAUGUUUUCUUGUGUUACAGGUGCCUAGAGAAAAAACAAGAUCAAAUCUUUAUGUUCUUGUUCAUUAAUUGUUUAUUUUAUUUUAUUUUUCAAUUUUCUCUGUGUUGGCUGCGUACAUCAACUCUCUCCUCUCUUCAGAAUUCAUAAGUGUGAGAUGUUUCGUUCACUUCAUCACCCAUUUUUCUCUGUGUUGUCUGUAAGUUGAAGAGAUGAAGCUGCUAGGGCUAGCUGUGAUAGUAGGAUGCCUGUGAGCUCUAUCCCAGAUUAGCAUACCUUAAUUUCUUGAUUUUAAAUCUGAAAGAGAUCUAAAAUUAAGAAUAUUGUCACAUGUAUAUAUGGCCGUUAAUAAUGUUUUCUACAA
Molecule: messenger RNA, 750 nt
Organism: Hevea brasiliensis (rubber tree)
Lineage: Eukaryota; Viridiplantae; Streptophyta; Magnoliopsida; Malpighiales; Euphorbiaceae
Exons: 1
Coding region: 121-417 (98 amino acids)
Source: RefSeq, a predicted model, not a curated record